AAAACAGCGGCAGCCGAACAAAACGAUUGAGAGACAGAGAGAAACACACACAGAGGAGCGAGAUAGAGAGAGCGCAUGCGCGGGGACGAGGCAGGUAUGGAGAAAAAUGGGGGGCCAGAAACGUGCGCGCGCUUCAGGAAAGAGGCGGGGAAGCGGGAGCGCGCGCGGGGUCUGUGGAGGAGAGAAUAAGGGCGGCCAACGGUCCUGAGGCGCCUCUUGUCUCCUCCAAGCGCUCCCCGCCAUCCCUUCGCCGCCCUCUGCCACAGAAAGCCCGGCUCUGCUCCUCCUUCCUCGGCCAUUGGGGUCUUUUAUCCAAAAUGGAGCAGUUUAUUGACAGAGGUGGUUCCAUAUACACCCUUCUUUGUGUCAACAUAACCAUUCCAUUUGUAGAUGAGAACUGAACUUCAGACCAGUCAAAAAGAUUUUGUCAAGACUCUUCAGGGGUUCCAUGAAGAUGGUUGUUCCUGGGAGUGCCCCUAUAAUCCAGCCAGAUCACAGUCUUGGAAAUGAACUGGGCCGAGUUUCGACUGAGAACUCUGUGAUGGGUCCAGAUGUAGAACCAGUGGCUGACCAGGUGGGCCCUGAGCUGGAAGAGGUCCGGAAACUGCAAGAACUCGUAAGGAGGCUCGAGCUCCAGAAUCAGCAGUUGAGAACUAGAAGUCUCCGAAGUUUGCCAGAGGCGAAUGUGCUGAGCCAAGCUGGCGCUGGAGUGGAUAAUUGCAAUUCCAGGCUCAAUGGGAUGGAAAUUAAUAAUGGCAUCAACACACUGAUGGAUAAGCAGGAACUACAGAUAGUGGCAGACCUGCAUUCAGCACUAAGUAAAAUGAGGUCAGAAGCAGAAGUGUGUGGUGAGUUCUUGAAAAAUGACGUAGAUGCAGUGGUGCAGCAUAACUCUGCCAGUGGUUCUGAGAGAGAACCUUCCAAGACUGACUUUGCAAGCAAUGUGGAAAUGCAGUCUAGUGAUGCUGACACAAAUGACUUUUCCAAUUGGGAUUGUGACAGCACAGUGCUGGUAGAGGGCUUCGCCACUGAAGGUGUUGAGCCAGUUUCGAGAAUGAGUGAAGGGAGUGCAAAUGUAGACAACCUCUUGAAGAAGACAACUCUGGAUGAAGUGGAAGUAUUAGAACUUGAGAGUGGUAGUGUUGAAGAUGAUAGCUGGCUGUAUGUCUCUCCAAGAAAGCCAUCAACCAGUGAAAAGGAAUCGCCUCUGAAAUGGUGUAGGCAGGUGUUGGACAAUCCCAGUCCAGAGACAGAGGCAGCUUGCCGUACCCUGAUCGGCAGACUUGACCAAGCCAGUAGGUGGAAAUCCCUGUAUUGCAGUCCACUGGCCUCUCCAAGUGUGCAUAACUUGAAUACAGACACAGGGUCCUGUAGCAGUGCACUAAACUCUCCUGGGCACUACAAAUCAACUAACAAAUCGCUACUAACUUGUGGCAGCUCAGGUUACUUGGGCAUGCAUUCAGCACUGAGCUCUCAGUCUUCCGUUGACAGUGAACUCAGCACCUCAGAUGACUCCAUCUCAAUGGGCUACAAACUACAAGACUUGACCGAUGUGCAGGUUAUGGCCCGCUUACAGGAAGAAAGUCUUCGUCAGGAUUGUGCCUCCAGCUCAGCCUCCGUUUCCCGCCGCAGUUCCAGUGCCUCUUUGCAUUCCUUGCGCAGAGGCACUUACAGUGACCAGGAUUUUGACACGUACAGUUUGGAAGAUGAGGAUGACGACUGCUCCUUUUCCUAUCACAGCAAUCACAGAUACUCACCAUCCCCACUCAGCUCACCACGGUGCCAGUCCCCAUCCACAAACACAGACUAUGGCAGAGCAACGGGCUCCCAAAUCCGUCCUCCUCGGAGAACAUUACAGAGUCCUAUGCAAGAUAGGCUGAAAUAUUCUGGGAAUGAAGAGGAGUUGCGGUACAGCAUGCCUAAUUUGGCCAGAACAGGUCUGCGCUCUUUGGAAUCAGUAAGGAAUAGUCGCAGCUUGGAGUCAGAUCUGCAGGUUCCCAGUAGACUCUCUAGAAUGCAGCAGCCAUCUGCCAGUUUGGCCCCAAGUAAGCUCCGCUUUUCCUCCAGUACUGGGCAGUCCCACUUAACAGUAAGACAACCAAUGAAAGCAGCUUCUUGUGCCAACUCUCUCCUAACACCACGGCAGCCAGUUAGAGCACCUGGGUAUGCCAGUCCUGCUGGGAGAGUCCGAAAAUUACCCUCUUCUACACUUAAUCCAAGUGGUAGUUCCAUGGCCAGAAACAAUAGUAUGGCGGGAGGAGCAAAACAUUCCCUGCCUAAAGGUAGAAUAUCAAUUGGGGGACCAUCUUCUCUGAAGAGCAAGUUGACCCAGCCAGCCAAGAGAUUUCCAAAGGCGAGUGUUGUUUCUGUUGAUGACUCUUGGAAAGAUGGGUGUUACUGAGCCAGCCGGAAGACGCUGCUAAAUAGCAAACUGUUGGUAGGUUGAUAGUUGGAAAAGAGCCCAGCUGGCUGGGCUGGAGAUUUUAAAAACUCCACUCCUGUAUCACCACCACAUCCGGCCAAGGACAAUCCUUUUCUGAACUGGGACCAUCUCUUGCUGUUGCUUAUCUUGAUGGACUUUUGUUCCUGCUGCUCUUGCCAUGAGCCCGGGUGACAUCUUUUAUACUUGCUAUACAGGUCACUGUCUGCCUAAUGUCCACACCUAAAUAUAUGAUGCUCACAAGAAAGGGGGAAAGGCAUGGGAGAGAGUUCCUGCGGUGCUGAAAAAUCGGGUCAUUGGCUGUUUUGUUUUCAAAAGAGUUUGGAGAAGCAAACAAUUAAAAAUGACUCGUUCCAAUGUCACCUGGAACACCUAGCUUUUCUAGGAUACUCAGAGGAUUUUUAUUUGUUCUGAAAAGGUGUAUAGUUUUUUUUAACCGUAAAAAGAAAAUGAUUUAUAACUAUUAGUACACUUGAAAUUUGUCACCUGUUACAGAAUAUCUUCAGCUUAUAAGCAGCAUCACCAACUUCUCUAAGACUCUGGUAUGUAGAGCUGCAGUGAAGUCACAUUGUACCCAUUUGCUUGGUCUUGGGGCAGGGGUGGGGACAUUUUUGGUAUGGGUAGUGAUAUCACUUCUGGAAUUGUACAUAACAAUUUUUCUCUUCCUAAACUUCUCCACUUGAUGGUAGAUGCUAAAAUCCUGGUUUUGGCUUUUGUACCAGUCUUUUCUAAUGUCCUCUUUCAAUGAAGGAACCUCAUUUUUAAAUUAAAUCUGCUGCUGCUGGAGCUUGCUAAAUGCAAGAGCAUAGUCAUACCUUGGAAUACAAACUGGCCUUGCCAGCCCUACUUCUUGUUAACCAAUGUGACUUGAUAUUGUAGUUAAUAAAUUUGAAGGGGCUAAUAAUA
Messenger RNA from Sceloporus undulatus (fence lizard), 3346 nucleotides. RefSeq names its product SLAIN motif-containing protein-like. Gene Ontology annotation, biological process: cytoplasmic microtubule organization; positive regulation of microtubule polymerization; microtubule nucleation. The coding region runs from base 449 to 2401 and encodes 650 amino acids. NCBI's taxonomy places the organism in Eukaryota, Metazoa, Chordata, Lepidosauria, Squamata, Phrynosomatidae. Gene Ontology annotation, cellular component: microtubule plus-end. The record is from RefSeq and is a predicted model, not a curated record. The transcript is spliced from 10 exons.